Canis lupus familiaris (dog) is the source of this 633-nucleotide messenger RNA. Its product is annotated as proline-rich protein 2-like. The transcript has a single exon. The record is from RefSeq and is a predicted model, not a curated record. Lineage: Eukaryota; Metazoa; Chordata; Mammalia; Carnivora; Canidae. Bases 1 to 633 code for a protein of 210 amino acids.
AUGGCUCCGUCGGAAUGCGGGGCCUCCACUCCGCCGCGGGAGUGCCCUCCAAGCGCACGACCCCGGGGUCCGGACCGCGCCGCGGCCAGGACUGGACCAGGAAGCUUCCUCCCGACGCCCCGGCUCCCCGAUCGGCCCCUCGCCGGGGCCCGCAGGCGCCUGUCCGCGCCGCCCGCAAAUUCACCGCGAGGCCGCUCGCCUCGAGUCUGCAACCCCCCCGGGCCCUCGCCCUUUCUCAGUUCGCAGCCGCUCCCGCGAGGGCGAAGCGCGCCGAGGCCGGCGCUGUGGCUGCCCCGCGGCGGCCUGCGGCCCGGCUCCCAGCGCCCGGAGCCUCCCUCCCCGCUGCCUCCCGCCGGGCCGGCCUCGCUCCGGGGCCCCGCGAAGCCACCGCACGAACGCGUCCCGGGUCCCCGCCGCCCCUCGCAACCCCGUGGCCCGCCCGCCCCCGCGCUGCCCGUGGCCCGGCCGGCCCGGGAGGCGGCCCGACCCCGGGGACGCCGCCCGCGAGGCCAGGGGCCGACCCCGGAGGGCCCGGCGACGAAGCCGGGACUCACCUUUCCCCGGCGCGGCCCGUCUUCGCUCCGGUCUCCGCGGCGUCUCCGGCUCCUCCUCAUCCACCCUAGCAGGAAGUGA